AGAGAGAAAGGGCAAAGGAAAUUCUUGCAGAAGAGUGCAACUCUUCCUCUCUUUCUCUCUUGUUCUUUCUUUCUCAUCGGCCUUUGGUGAUAGACAGAAGAAGCCAUGGCCAGCUUUGGAGGAACCACACAAAAGUGCAUGGCUUGUGACAAAACCGUCUACCUUGUCGAUAAGCUAACUGCUGAUGGCCGUGUCUAUCACAAGGCCUGCUUCAGAUGCCACCAUUGCCGCAAUACCCUUAAGCUGAGCAACUACUGUUCUUUUGAGGGGGUGCUAUAUUGCAGACCUCAUUAUGAUCAACUUUACAAGCGAACUGGCAGCUUGGACAAAAGCUUCGAAGGAACACCCAAAGUUCAGAAACCAGAGAAACCGAUCACUGAAAAUGAGAACUCCAAGGGCAUCGCAAACGUGUUCUUGGGUACCAGAGACAAAUGUGUGUGCUGCAAAAAGACAGUGUAUCCCACCGAGAGGGUAACCGUUAAUGGGACACCCUACCAUAAAAGCUGCUUCAAAUGUACCUAUGGAGGUUGCACUAUAAGCUCAUCAAACUUCAUCACACACGAGGGAAAGCUGUACUGCAAACACCAUCACAUUCAACUAUUCAAAGAGAAGGGUAAUUACAGUCAGCUUGAGAAUGACCAAGUUGCUACCACGGAAGUCGUUGCUUGAUGUGAACUGACAUAGAAUGCUAGCAGUUGUUUUGAUCCGUAAUGCUUGUAAAGAAUAUCUGUAUUCAUGAGACAGAAAGUUGGUAUA
Messenger RNA from Vigna umbellata (rice bean), 756 nucleotides. RefSeq names its product LIM domain-containing protein WLIM1-like. The record is from RefSeq and is a predicted model, not a curated record. Lineage: Eukaryota; Viridiplantae; Streptophyta; Magnoliopsida; Fabales; Fabaceae.